CGGCUCCUGUCCUGCGCUGAUUGGCUCAGGCCCGGAAGCGGACAGCGAGGACUGAAAGUUGUACUGCGGUGCGUGUGCUUCCCAGUUCUCUGGUGCUGCUAUAGGAGGGACGUGGGGUCCCUACAGACCUGCAAUUCCGGCCCGUCUUUCUCAACCCAGAGCAAAUUGAAACGUCCCGGUCAGAGUCCGAUUUCCAAAGCCUCAUGUUACAUGAGGAAGCCACCAAGAAGAGCAAAGAAAAGUAUCCAGGGAUGGCUCCUCCUCAGGGACGCUUGACUUUCAGGGAUGUGGCUAUAGAGUUCUCUUUCAUGGAGUGGAAAUGCCUAAACCCUGCACAGAGGGCUUUAUACAGGGAAGUGAUGUUGGAGAACUACAGGAACCUGGAGUUUGUGGAUAGCUCUUUAAAAUCCAUGAUGGAGUUCUCAUCACAUGAGCACAGUAAUACAGGAGAAGGGUUCCACACAGGGACAUUGGAAAGACAUAAAAGUUAUCACAUUGGAGAUUUUUGCCUCCCAGAAAUCAAGAAAGAUAUUCAUCACUUUGAGUUUCAGUGGCAAGAAGUUGAAAGAAAUGGCCAUGAAGCACCUGUGACAGAAAAUAAAGAGUUGACAGGUAGUACAGACCGACAUACUCAAAGGCAUGCUGGAAACAAGCCUAUUAAAGAUCAGCUUGGAUCAAGCUUUCAUUCGCAUCUGCCCGAACUGCGCAUAUUUCUGACCGAAGGGAAAAUUAGUAACCAAGUGGACAAGUCUGUCAGUGGUGCUUCCUCAGCUUCGACAUCCCAGAGAAUUUCUGGUAGGCUCAAAACUCAUAUUUCUAAUAAGUAUGGGAAGAAUUUCCUCCAUUCCUCAUUAUCCACACAAAUACAGGAAACAUGCGUGAGAGAAAAACCUUGCCAAAAUGAUGGGUGUGGCAAAGCUUUUAAUUAUAGCUCACUCUUAAGGAGACAUCACAUAACCCAUUCAAGAGAGAAACAAUAUAAAUGUGAUGUCUGUGGCAAGGUUUUUAAUCAGAAGCAAUACAUUGCCUGUCAUCAUAAAUGUCACACUGGUGAGAAAAUUUACAAGUGUAAUGAGUGUGAGAAGACCUUCACUCAGAUGUUAUCCUUUGUAUGCCAUCAUAGACUUCAUACUGGAGAGAAACCUUACAAGUGUAAUGAGUGUGGCCAGACGUUCAGUCAGAAGUCAUUCUUUAGAUGCCAUUGUAGACUUCAUACUGGAGAGAAACCUUACAAGUGUAAUGAGUGUGGCAAGACCUUUGGUCGACAUUCAGCCCUUGUAAUUCAUAAGGCAAAUCAUACCGGAGAGAAACCUUACAAGUGUAAUGAGUGUGGCAAGACCUUCUGUCAGAAGUCAUCCCUUCAGUGCCAUCAUAGACUUCACACUGGAGAGAAAGCUUACAAAUGUGAAGAAUGUGGCAAGGUUUACAUUCGCAGAUCACACCUUGAAAGACAUAGGAGAAUUCAUACUGGAGAGAAACCAUACAAAUGUAAGAUUUGUGACAAGGUUUUCCGGAGUGAUUCAUACCUUGCAGUACAUCAGAGAGUUCAUACUGGAGAGAAACCGUACAAGUGUAAUAAAUGUGGCAGGAGUUUCAGUCGGAAGUCAUCCCUUCAAUACCAUCAUACACUUCAUACUGGAGAGAAACCUUACUCAUGUAAUGAAUGUGGCAAGGUUUUUAGUAGAAGAGAAAACCUUGCACGUCAUCAUAGAGUUCAUACUGGAGAGAAACCUUACAAAUGUAAAGAAUGUGACAGAGUUUUCAGUCGCAAAUCACACCUUGAAAGACAUAGGAGAAUUCACACUGGAGAAAAACCAUACAAAUGUAAGGUUUGUGACAAGGCUUUCCGGAGUGAUUCAUACCUUGCAAACCAUAUGAGAGUUCAUACUGGAGAGAAACCUUACAAGUGUAAUAAAUGUGGGAAGGUUUUUAAUCAAAAAGCACACCUUGCACAACAUCAGAGAGUUCAUACUGGAGAGAAACCUUACAAGUGUAAUGAGUGUGGCAAGGUUUUUAAUCAAAAAACAAGCCUUGCACAACAUCAGAGAGUUCAUACUGGAGAGAAACCUUACAAGUGUAAUGAAUGUGGCAAGGUUUUUAAUCAAAAAACAAACCUUGCAAAACAUCAGAUAGUUCAUACUGGCGAGAAACCUUACAAGUGUAAUGAAUGUGGCAAAGCCUUUACUAGGCAGUCAACACUUACUCACCACCAAGCAAUCCAUGGUGUAGGGAAACUUUACAAAUAUAAUGAUUCUCACAAAGUCCUCAAUAAUGCUACAGUCAUUGAAAAUCAUUAGAGAAUCCAUAGUGAAGUGAGAUCUACAAAUGUAAUAAAUGUGGCAAAUUUUUCAGACAUCGUUCAUAACUUGUAGUUCAUCAGCGAAUCCAUGAUGUAGACAUCAGAGAAUCCAUCCUGGACAGAAAUCUUACCAAUGUCAUAAGGGUGGCAAGGUCUUCAGUCUGUGGUCAUUCCAUGCAGAACAUCAGAAAAUUCAUUUUUGAGACAAUUACUCCAAAUAAAAUGAAUAUAAACAAUCAUAAAGCUUUAAUUGACAUUAGAGUCAAUUCAA
Messenger RNA from Macaca mulatta (Rhesus monkey), 2570 nucleotides. The record is from RefSeq and is a predicted model, not a curated record. Lineage: Eukaryota; Metazoa; Chordata; Mammalia; Primates; Cercopithecidae.